Xyrichtys novacula (pearly razorfish) is the source of this 6076-nucleotide messenger RNA. NCBI's taxonomy places the organism in Eukaryota, Metazoa, Chordata, Actinopteri, Labriformes, Labridae. The record is from the annotation of a GenBank genome assembly.
ACUUGUGUUUCCUCGGUGGUCCGAGGGGGGCGGAUAGAGGCUGAGAAUAGACAGUAUGCUUGUCCUUGAGACAUGACUGCCCGAGGGUUUCCCAUCUAUAUUACCGGGACAGUCCAAGACUUUAGCGCGUCUGUAGGACAAGAUGUUUGCUGUUUUUGUCAGGGCCGCGGUGAGUCUGUGUUUUUUUUCACUCUGCAUGUAUUUUAGAUGUGAAAUAACCACCGCGGAACGUGAUGUUCGGUUAUCCCACAGCUGACUGGGAGCAGGAGGGGCUGAAAUACAGGAGAGCAACAAUGUCAACAACUCAAUGGUUAAAAUGUGACAUGUGUUUUACUAUCUUACACAAGCUGACGAAGUGUUUUGGCGCCAUUUGAAGCGGUUUUUGUUGUUUUUCGUGCUGCGUUUUUGCAGCUUCCUCCCGUGACAUUUAAAAAACAUUAGCCUAGCCUAGCAUAGCUGUUAGCAUACCGUUAGCUGCAUGCGCAUGCUUCAAUAAAAGCCAUCGUAAUGAAGUCACGCAGAUGUUUCUAAUUGUUCCUCUGUUGUAUUUAUCACAUUUUAACCGUUGCUGUAACGUGUUUAACCAAACAUUAGAAGGAGAACGGUGAGGCAAACAGCGGAGGUAAUAUUGUUUUAUUUUGAAAAACGCUAACCGGAAGUCACCCACAACCCCGUAAACUGGACACAUGAAGGUUAAAGUUGUAAAUAAUAUUUACGAUUUUAUUAAUUCUAUUUAUUUAUUUAACCCUAGAACACUAUUGAUUAAAUUCGUAAUAAUAAUAAUAAUAAUAAUAAUAAUAAUAAUAAUAACUUCGUAUAGCACUUUUAAAAACAGAAGUUUACAAAGUGCUUUGACAUAUAGUCAUAGAGCUCAUGGGAAAAAAAAGUGGAAACCCAAGAAAAAAUUCAUGACAAAUUAAAGUAUUAUUUGCAAAAAAAUAACUGAAAUUAGGCAUUAAUGAACAAAAAAUUCCUCAUGUAGAAACUGGAUAGUUAGUUUCUUUUCCCCCCAUUCCUGGGGCAUGUGAGUCUGCCCUGGUGGUGGAGCUGUUAUGGUCCUUGGCACAAUAAAAGCUGCAGGAGAGAGAACCAAAAUAUGGCAGAUUUGGAGUAAAAAUGACCAGCUGACUCAAAUAUUUCUUAUCAUGAAUUCUCUUGAAAAUCACAACUAGCACGCAAACUCCAGGAUCACUCUUAGUGACCUUAUUCCCUACAUGCAGCUGUCAAAUCCACCCUAACCUACUUUACCCUCUAUCACUAAAGUCACCCUGUGAAAACGUGCCUGUAGGAAAAAGCAGGUUUUGGAUCAGGGAAACAAAUGUGCCUUCAAAGAUGUCAAAGGAAAUGCUGAAGCUAUCCAGGGACCCAUGAUGUUCAGACAAACCAAACAUCAUGAAAAUCACCUAAACAUGUUUGGUCGGGUGUAAAUCACCCGGCGAUAGUGUUCAAGGGUUAAUUUACUGAAUCUCAGUGUUGCUUUAUUUUAAACUAUCCACCUUGAAUAUUGUGGGAUUUUCUUUUCUUCACAUCUUUUUAUUUCAGAGUCUUGUUUCUGAUUUGUCGACGGUGUUAGGUGCACGAAGGCUCUUAAUUUUACUGCUUUUACUUGCUUGUUUGUUUUGGGUACCAUUUCAAAGGUACGGCUGUGUCACCCGUCUAUUUAUAAGCAGGCAGAGCCAUCAACACUGCCUGCAAACAUACAGUAUGAGGGCCGUGUUCUGUUGUUUUGGUGUCCUAUUUCACAGUCAACAAGUCACUUUACAGGAAAGUGUGUCACUGUAAAAAACUGCUUCAUGUUAUUCUUACUGAAACCCACUUACCCUGAGGAGCUUUGUAAGGAUUUAGAUGAAUAAAAACGACAAUUAGGAACUUUAGAAACCUGGAUCUGAGAGGUGGCUUGUGUCAGAUCCUAAAUAAAGUAAUCUGAAUAAACUGAGAUUAUGUGUUAGAAUUAAAUAUUACACAUGCAUAUAAAAGAGUAAGCCUACAGUUCUCUAUUCUGACUCAGACUGUCUCUUUCAGCUGCGGCCUGGCAUGGUGCGGCCUUGUCGCCUGGUGAGACCAGUGACCCAGAUCCAAGAGAGGUCUCUGGUGCACCAGGAAGGUUUGCCGAAGCUGCCCGUGCCGCCCCUGAAGCAGACCUGUGAGCGCUACCUGGCCCUGCUGGAGCCCAUUGUCAGCGAGGAGGAGCUGGAGCACACCAGGCAGCUGGUGGGGGAGUUCCUGAAGGGCGGAGUAGGGGAGAGGCUGCAGAAAGGCUUGGAGCGACGGGCGCGCAAAACAGACAACUGGGUAGAUACCCGCAUACUUUAGCGUGGUAGUCAUUGGAGGAGAUAAAAAUCAGCUUCCAACACUGUAAUCACAGCAGUAAUGGAGGAAUAAACAAAAGCGCUUUAUAGUCUCCUGUCUGACUGCUGCUUUGUUUAUGUAGCUGUCAGAAUGGUGGAUGCAGUCGGCAUAUCUGGACUGCCGGAUGCCAGUGGCGGUCUACACCAGUCCCGGGGUUGUCCUGCCUCGCAUGCACUUCCAUGAUAGACAAGGACAGAUGAGGUGAGGAACCAGGAUCUGCUGCAAAACCUGUCUGUAUGUAAAAAAAAUCUGUUUAUAUUAAAAAAGAAAAGAAAGAAAGAAAGAACCGAUUCUGCUGGAAAUACUGUCAAAAACUACAUUUGUGAACAACUUCAGAGGAAGUCAAAUGGCAGUCUUCCAGAAAGGAGUAAAAAGCCUUUAACUGAAUCGACUAUUUCAUCAUAGAAGGACUGAAAUCAUACACACAAAAGCAGGGAAACAACCCGACAGAAGUCAGUCAUGAUCACCUGAGGAAGAAGUAAUGGGGCAAACCCAAAGAAAGAAAGCCACAAAAACAUGAAUGCAAUGAAGAAACGUCAAACUGUAAGAUGAUAAUUAAAAGAAAUAAUAAAAAUGAAAGGAAAAUAAAACCACAAAAGAACCAAAAAGCUCCAGAAACAGACAGUUUAAUCCUGACGUGUUUCUACUUUCUGGAAGAGUGACUUGUUUGUUUUUUUCACCUUCUUUGCACCACUGUGAAACUUCAGCGCUCUGGUUUUCCUCUUUUUCUAUUUCAUGAUUUACACUAUGUUGACUCGCAGUAUAAACUCUGAAGCCGACCUUUGUGCAGGCUUCUCCUCAGUGCCGGCUAUUUUAAGGUCUACGGCUGCUCACAGCAUUGCUCAGCUGUUUUGGGGCUACUAUGACCCAUGGGACAUGCAGUGAAAACAGUGACACAGUUAAAGUAGUAUGAGGGGCAGUAAGCUAAUAACCCCUCGGCUGAGUUGGACUUAAUUUUACACAAAAACCAAAGUAACUCUCAACUUUGAUUGUCUUUGUUGCAGGUUUGCUGCCAAACUGAUCGCAGGAGUUUUAGAUUUUAAAAGAAUGAUCGAUACGUAAGUUUCCCCUCAAUAAGCACACACGUGUAGAGCUCAUAUCCUCAUGAUGAAAAUGUCUAAAAGUGGAUAACUGGAGCUGUCCUGUUGCAGUGAGACUUUACCAGUGGAGUACCUGAGUGGAAAGCCGCUGUGUAUGGACCAGUAUUAUCAGAUCCUGUCCUCCUGUCGUAUCCCUGGUCCAAAGAGAGACACCGUCAUCAAUCACACCAUCGGGAAAACCGCUCCCACUCAUAUCACUGUGGUCCACAACUUCCAGGUAGUCUUCAUCACACAGCUGAGCCUUCUUCCUCAUAUUUCACCCAGACUUUUAUAACUGAAUAAUCAUCUACAGCUGCAUAAACCUCAUCUGGUUUCCUCUCCAGUUCUUCGUCUUGGAUGUUUACAACAGCGACGGCACCCCGCUGACAGUCGACCAGCUGUACAUGCAGUUAGAGAAGAUCUGGAACUCCUCUCUGCAGACUAACAAGGAGCCUGUUGGCAUCCUCACAUCUCAGCAUCGCAACACCUGGGGAAAGGCUUACAACAACCUGAUCAAGGGUGAGCAGAGACGAGUCGAAAGCUGGGGAUGAUCAGUAUCUUCUCAAUUAUUCAGAGAAACGUAGGAGGUAACUUUAGAGAGACUAAGUUCAGGAGAAGUUUGAUUUUUCCUCCUUAGAUAAAACCAAUAAGGAGUCGGUCCGUGCCAUCCAGAAGAGCAUCUUCACCGUGUGUCUCGACGCCCCCAUGCCUCGGGUGUCAGAUGAGCUGUAUCAGAGCCGUGUGGCGGCUCAGAUGCUGCACGGAGGAGGAGCUCGCUGGAACAGCGGCAACCGCUGGUUCGACAAGACGUUACAGGUCAGUCUUCAGAGAAGUGACUCUGCAUGAUCAGAUGUAUGAUGGCUCAGGUUUGACUGUGUUUCUAAACUCUCCUCAGUUCAUCGUCGGUGAAGACGGCACAUGUGGGCUGGUGUACGAGCACGCGCCCGCCGAGGGACCACCCAUCGUGUUUCUUAUUGAUUAUGUGGUUAAUUACAUGUAAGUGUUUUCCACUUAAACUUUAACAUUAUCAGAUUUUCACACGAGUUUAACCUGACUGAAGUGCGUUUUCCAAACAGGCGUAAAACAGAAAUGGUCCGCUCUCCCAUGGUUCCCUUGGCGAUGCCUCUGAAACUACGCUUCAACAUCACACCUGAAAUUAAAAGGGACAUUGAUAAGGCCAAGCAGAACAUGAACAUGUACGAACUCUGCACGUCUGAUCAUUAUCACGUUAUCGUUCCCUUUGACACCAUGUUUGACUCGCUCUUCCUCCUCCUCUCUGCAGAAUGGUGCAUGACUUAGACGUGAAGGUGUUGAUGUUUUCUCAUUUUGGGAAAAAUGUGCCAAAGCAACAUAAGCUGAGUCCGGACGCCUUCGUGCAGAUGGCUUUUCAACUCGCCUACUUCAGGUAGUCAAAGCCUCUUCCUCUGAUUGGUCAUGUUGAUCGCAGAGUUUUGCUCAUGCAGUGACUCUUGUUUGGUGUUUUAGGAUGUAUAAUAUUUGCUGCUCUACGUAUGAGAGUGCAUCGUUACGAAUGUUCAAAUACGGCCGAACAGAUGUAAUCCGCGCGACGACUAUAGAGUCUCUGAGAUUUGUCGAGGCGAUGCAAGACCCCGCUAAACAGGUACUGUAAAACUUUAGACUUUCACUACAAAUGUGCAGUUUAUGUCCUUUUAAAGAGUCUGACUGAGCUGAUAACGCUGUCAACAGAACACGGAGAGGGUGGAGCUGCUGCGCCGAGCUGCUGAGACACACAAGAAGAACACGUCGAAUGUAAGAAGUGGAAAUUCACAGCGCUUGUUUGAGUUUAUGUGGUUUAUCUAAACAGGUUUGUUGUUUUUUAGGCGAUUCACGGACAGGCUAUAGACAGACACCUCCUGGGUUUGAAGAUGUUGAGUAUUGAGGACCUGACCUCCAUGCCUGAGAUAUUUAUGGACACCUCUUUCGCGGUGGCUCAGCAUUUCAAUCUCCUGACCAGUCAGGUAGCUUUAAAUCGCAGAAAACCGGCAGCCUGUUGUCUCUAAGCACGUGAUUAUGCGUCUUAAUGUUCGUCUGUGUUUGCCCCCGUCUCCGCCUACAGGUUGGCUCCAAGACAGACUGCGUUAUGUGCUUUGGCCCGAUGGUGCCAGAUGGCUACGGAGUGUGUUACAAUCCCAUGAACGAGCACAUCAACAUCGCCAUCACAGCCUUCAACAGCUGCGAGGAGACGCACGCUGCCAAGUUCGCCCAGGCUGUGGAGGACGCUCUGCUGGACAUGAAGGCGCUGCUCGAAGACACAGCUACAGCCGAGCAGUGAUCUCCCGCUGGAGAGCGGCGCGGCGGUUGUGUCCUGCCAGACUUGAACCAGCGACGGGCUGAACGCCACGCUGACGUUCACACAUGGUACACUGAGCUGGCUGGAGCGGAUAGGAAACGGGUCAUAUAAAGGUUUUGGGAAGUACAAUAUUUGACUGUCAGUGCACUGCCUUUGUAAGGAAAAGCUAUUCUCUGUGAGGGAAACUAUAUUUUAACACAUUGUAUUAUAUAUAUAUAUAAACUUGAAAGGAACUUUGCUGAUUGUAAUGGUAAUGAUAUUUAUUUCUUUGUUCAUACAGUGCCAUUUCCUUGUCCUGUCCUCUGUCCUCUUUGAGUUAAAGAUUUUGAGUGUUUUG